Messenger RNA from Arachis duranensis, 1197 nucleotides. Its product is annotated as heavy metal-associated isoprenylated plant protein 3. Bases 98 to 937 code for a protein of 279 amino acids. The record is from RefSeq and is a predicted model, not a curated record. The transcript has 4 exons. Gene Ontology annotation, molecular function: metal ion binding. NCBI's taxonomy places the organism in Eukaryota, Viridiplantae, Streptophyta, Magnoliopsida, Fabales, Fabaceae.
ACACGCGCCAGCACUGUACUACACACUACACCCCUAUAUAUAGCGUUAUAGCUACCACAACACUCUUACACUCACUCAACUCAGAGUAACCACCAGAAUGGGCGAGGAGAAGAAGAAGAGCGAGGGUGGAGAAAACAAUGUCGUGUUGAAGGUGGAUUGCAGCUGCGAUGGCUGCUUUUCCAAGAUCAGACGCUGCCUCCGCUCUUACCCCGGCGUCGACAAUGUCAAGGCGGAGACCGACACCGGAAAGAUAACCGUCACCGGAAAUGUUUCAGAUCCCGCCAAAAUGAAGGAGAGGCUUGAGAAGAAGCUCAACAAGAAGGUGAUUCUUAUCUCACCUCAGAUCAAGAAGGACAAAAACAACAAAAAUGGCGACCAGAAUAAAGAGAACAAAACCGACGGCGAUAACAAGGAGAAGAAAUCCAAAGAGAAAGAGACUCCGGUAAUGACGACGGCGGUUCUGAAGGUGGCGCUCCACUGCCAGGGAUGCGUCGACAAAAUCCGCAAAACUGUCUCCAAAACCAAAGGGGUGAAUGAAAUGGAGAUAAACAAAGAGAAAGAGACGGUGACAGUGAAGGGGACCAUGGACGUCAAGGCUCUGGCUGCGAAUCUAACGGAGAAGCUCAAGAGGAAGGUGGAGGUGGUCCCACCCAAGAAACCAGAGAACAAGGAGAACAAUGGCGGUGGUGAAGGCAAGAAGAACAAGGGUGGUAAUAAUAAUAAUAAUGAAGAAAUGGUGAUGAUGGAGGUGAAUAGAAUGGAGUAUAUACCAUCUGCAUAUGGAUAUGGAUAUGCUCCUGUUGUGCAUCCACAUCAUCAUGGCGGUUACAGCUAUAUGCCUGUGUAUACGUACCCGGAGCAGUUUCACUUGCAUGCACCGCCACCACCUCCUCAUAUCUUCAGUGAUGAGAACCCACAUGCUUGUUCUCUCAUGUGAUGUCAUCAUCAUCGUCACCAUGCUUAUUAUGCUCUUUAGGGAUACCCAAUAGGGACUCUGUUUUCCUUUUCAAUGCUUGUGAGUUGUGAUUAAGAGUAACCAAUAGGAUUUGUUAUUACCUAUAAUGCCAUUGUAAAUGACAAAAAAAAGGAGAAUCUCUAUAGUCUAUACUCUUCCUCUCUCCCCCACUUCCACAGCUGUUUAAUUUGCUAAGAGAAUGUAAAUUGGUUAAAAAUAUAUAUAUUAUAUGUGGAAUCAAA